Molecule: messenger RNA, 1453 nt
Organism: Capsicum annuum
Lineage: Eukaryota; Viridiplantae; Streptophyta; Magnoliopsida; Solanales; Solanaceae
Product: putative cyclin-D6-1
Exons: 6
Coding region: 199-1107 (302 amino acids)
Biological process (GO): mitotic cell cycle phase transition; regulation of cyclin-dependent protein serine/threonine kinase activity
Cellular component (GO): cyclin-dependent protein kinase holoenzyme complex; nucleus; cytoplasm
Molecular function (GO): cyclin-dependent protein serine/threonine kinase regulator activity
Source: RefSeq, a predicted model, not a curated record
CUUAUUAACAGUUUUCUUCUUUUAUCUUUUUCCUCUCUGUUGCAGUAGCUCAGAAAGCAAAGUGCUCUGUUUUCACUCAUUCUGACUGAACAAAAUUCAACAAGUUGAGUCGCUCUCACUUUCACCUUUCACUUUAUUGCCUCUUAAAUUCAUUACUAGUACAGUAGUACUAAAGUUGAAAGGAUUAACAAAAGGAAAAUGGAAUUCGAUCUAGAGAAUUCAUUAACAGGCUUCGACGCCGCCGUAUCAGCUCUUUUCGCCGCUGAAUCCGAUCACACGCCGUCGUUUAUCGGCUUCGAAUCCACCGAUGUUCGCUUUUCUCUUCGCCGUCACUCUCUCUCUCUCAUUUCUCAAGCACAAAGUUCUUACAAAUUUGAUGGCUAUACAGCAUACCUCGCCGGCAAUUACAUCGAUCGUUUUCUUUCUGAACAAGCAGUUAUGGAGAAUAAGCCAUGGAUGGUACGGAUUCUCGUCAUUGCUAGUCUUUCGCUUGCUGCAAAAAUGAGGAACGUCGAUUUAUCACUGUCCGAUAUUCAGAGAGAUGUAGGUAUAAUUUUUGACGCUCAAUCAAUUCACCGCAUGGAACUGCUGAUUCUCGAUGCACUCAAAUGGCGACUAAGAUCCAUCACGCCUUUCUCGUUUCUGCAUUUAUUCACCUCGGUUUUUCAACUCGGUGACUCGUCUCUGACUCAGUCUCUUAAACAACGAGCUUCAGAUAUCAUCUUCAGUACUCAAUGCGAAAUUAAGCUUUUUGAGUACAAACCAUCAGUAAUAGCAGUAUCGGCACUACUGUGUGCAGCUGAUGAGUUGAUUCCCUUGCAAUUUUCUUCUUGCUUAGCUGCAAUUUCAGAAUGCCAAUACUUAAAUAAAGAGGAACUUAUGAAUGCUUUGGCUGUAAUGCGGGAAAUGCUGAUAGAAGGGCGGGAGUCCACAGUCGGUUCAGAGCCUUGUAGUAUGUUGACGCCACAAAGUGUUCUUGAGUGCGAGCGUACAAGCUCUCAAUGCGAGACUCCCACAAAUCAGGAUAGGGACAACAUCAACAAGCAGAGAUUGAGCGAUUUAAGGGAUGAUCACACGUUCCAGAUUUCUCAGGUUCAGUGGUGCUAAGAUAGUAAGACUGCAUAUCAGCCUCCCUGCUUUGUUUUCAUUGAUGAUUUUGUUGCCUCGUGCAUAUUUUUGUCGGAGUGGGAACAGAUAUGUCAAUAGCUAAAAAGUGGAGACCUUUAAAAUGAAUUGAACUCUACAUUAAAGUUUGCAACGAUUAGAUGCACAAUCUCUUUAGGUUCCACUUUGUGCUUCGAAAUGUCGAUAGUAUGUUCCAUUUGGCUAAAGCGAGUUAUGUACUAUUCAAUCUCUUUAUGGACAAAAAGGCUGUAAAGAACUUCAGGAAGUUACUUGUGUCGAUGUAAUCUGUGAACAGACCAAAAAAUCUUCAUCUUGUUCUUUAAUGGUU